UAAAAAUAAAGCAUCUAUAGAUUCAAUUAUGGAAGGUUCAGGUUUUACCAAUCCUCAGAAUUCUACCUUCAGACAUCAAGCCAUGCCAUGUCUGCUUGGUGAAACAAGCCAACUUGCUCUGCCUCAUGUUAGAAAUACUUUGGAACCAAAAGAGACUCUCAAUCAGCUAAAUUAUGAAGCCAACAAAGAUCAACUCCAAGACAGAAUCAGAUGUCUGACUGAAGCUUAUUGUCUUUGAUCUUCAGAAGUCAGAAAAUUGCUAUAUAAUGGGCCCAUUCCUCCUCUCCAAAUCAAAAAUUUUGGACCUGACGAAACCAUAGAGAGAUCCCUUCAAUUUAAUAUUGAAGAAGAAAAGCAAAUGCCAAGAGCAGGAUUCAUUUUAAGUGAAUCGAUGAAAACAAGAAACAUCAUUCAAAACCAAACCUCCCAAACCAACGUCGAGAACCUCCAAGCCCUCGAAGGUUAUCCCUACUCCUCCGCUGUGCAUCCCAACUCUAAGAACGGUAAAAUGGUCAUGGUCUACAAGUGCGAGUUCAAUGAGUGCCACAAAACAUUCAUGAGGACCUGGAACUUGCUUGACCACAUCAGGAUGCAUUACGGGAUCAGACCCUAUGUGUGCAAGUUCUGUGGCAAAGGCUUCACUCAGAAAGGCAACAUGCGCAAGCACCUGAUUCAGCAUGAGAAGCCUCAUCUGAGCAAUCGCAAGAAGUUCAAGUGCGAGUUCUGCAGCAGCAGCUUCACCGAAAGGUACAACUACAGAACUCAUGUGGAGAAGAAACAUGGAAUCAGUCCAUCAAUUCCAAACCUAAACCAUGAAAACCAGCUCCAAUUCCCACCCAGGCCUAUGAAUUAA
Molecule: messenger RNA, 853 nt
Organism: Moneuplotes crassus
Lineage: Eukaryota; Ciliophora; Spirotrichea; Euplotida; Euplotidae
Source: the annotation of a GenBank genome assembly